UAACCACUAUGUCACGGCGCCGGACUAUAACACUACUUAUUUUUUCUUUUCUCCCUACUCGCUCAUAGGAAUAGGUUGUUUGCUUUUCACUCGGCGUCUAUGGUAACGCUUGAUCUCGUGUAACAAUGUGAGUACGCUUGGAUAAUACAGUAGCUACCAGUAUCAGAUUGCUUAUCAGGUCAAUUACUGUCACUGUGAGUGGCGAGUGAAAAGAUUUAAAGCUUUGAUUAAAGGAUAAUUAGAGCAUAUAGUAAGAUGCACAAGACGGAUAAAAAAUUAGAAUGGGCAGGCAGGCUAGCAGCGUUGUUAUUAAACGACGCAACGGAUACGCUUCGGUGGUUUCUAUUGGAAAAUUUACCGAGAAGCGGUAACUGCUGUGAAUCAGAUCUCAAUAAAAUACUGCAAGAAAACAAACAACUGUUCAUUAAACUUCGGGAUAACACGGAAUCCACUAAGGUAAUAAACAAUGAGAUGUUUGAUAUUUUAUUCCCGGAAGAUGGAAAUGAAAUAAAUGUCGCUGAUUUAGAAAUCCAACUCAUCUUCGUUUUAAUCCGAUUUUUAUGUAAAUUGCGUUCUCCGUCGUGGGAUUGGUGGAAUGUCGAACCACGUGAUCAUCAGACCAGUCCAUUGUAUGACGUCAUCAGAGUUGUGAGAUUCAAAGAACAAAUAAAGAGCAUUGUUCAUGAUUAUGACAUAACAGAAGAAAUUUUCCAAUCUAAAUGGUGCUAUAUUACGUCGAUUUUAGAUAAACUCGAAUGCUAUAAAUUGUCCGCGAGACGUUGGAAAGAUGACGUAUUCGUUUCUGAUGACGUCAUAUGUGUUUUUACCAAACUGACAGAAACCAUGAGGUGGCAUACUUUGGAACUCUCAGAACGAGAUUUGAUUUAUCUAAAUCAAAAGCAAAGUAGGAUACUUAAACUUACCGAGGGAUGCUUGAACGUGGAAACCUUUUCCGAGUUUAUCGGGAAGUUUGGUCAACGGAGAAAAUAUAAUUUGGCAAAUUUGAACAAUUCAAAACAGUUGAAAAUGUUGGAUGAAAAGCAAGAAACGUCACGCGUAAUAUCUGAAACUGAAUUAGGUAUUGCGGAAACUCUAAAUUCUUGUUUGGUCAAACAUAACGGGCAGUUACCAUGCAAACAGGAAGCAGUGCAUGGCCGAAGUGAGCAUCAACUGCUUAAAUGUGGAAUAUCCAAAAUAUGCCCAGUGGAAAUCGAUGACAGCGUGUUCAUUGGUGCCGGUCGAGAGGAAAAUGAAAAUGUUCAAUCACUUCAAGCAUUAUUUCGUGAGUUCUACAUAUCUCGUAAUAGUGAAGUAAUGCCUAUGGCGUCGCAUCACAAUAUACGGGUAAAAAUGGAUGAUGUACGAAUCAACGUCGGUAAAAUAGGAAGAUCGCAAAAUACGACAAUAAUUCGCGAUGUCCCAUUUUACCAUCCGGAGAUUAACACUUUGGAAAGUUGGAGGAAUAUGUUGAAUGAAGAGAAACCUCUUAGGGUUUUGGUCGAAGGCGAAUGGUCCUCCGGGAAAACAACUAUGAUGAGGAAGAUAGCACAUGAUUGGGCUACAAUUAAUUCUACCCAACUAAAGGAUUUUCAACUUGUGUGCUAUGUCGAUUUAUCCACAGUUUGUGUUGAUGAACCAUAUACGUCUCUAAGUGAAUGUGUGGUGGAUCAAUGCGAAACAUUUCAGCAUUCAGCUUAUUGUUAUGAUGAUUUGGAGCAACAUUUCAUUGAAACCAACGGAGCUGGUACAUUGUUGCUGCUCGAUGGCGCAGAAAGGCUUCAUGAUGUCACCACUGACGCAAUGUCGGAGAUAUGUGACGUCAUCAUUGGAGAACGAUGGCGCUAUAUGUCUGUAAUUAUGACAACAGCUUUGUGUUCUUGUAACCUCAUCAAAAGUGAUUUAAACCAAAAUGUUUAUCACAUCAUUAACAAGUCAAAGUAUCAAUGGCAACGUUACGCAAUGGUGACGUCAUUAAAUAGUGACGUCAUAGCUCGUGUGAGAAAUUACUUCCAAGAAGACAACGAAGUAGCAAACCCAGAGGUAUGUUCGCAGCAAUUUUUAAACUGCCUCAGAAUAUUCCAGCGUGAUGUGUACGCGGACGUUAUGGUGUCACCGACAUUGCUCUACAUGCUGGCACAUUACUGGAGAACGAAACAAAAGGAAGCGAAACCGACGCUUCCAGAAAAAUUAAGUGAUGUCAUACAUUAUAUCUUUAAAAGCCACGAAAUUUCAAUGGACACAUUUCGUCGGGAAUUCUUUCGCAAAGUACUUGAUCGAACGUUGGUUGGAGAUAGCUGUAACCUAUUCCAGGUUAAGUCCCUACAAGAACGCGAUUGGAGUUCGCUACUUGAAGGUCCUGUCUUUCUUAAACACCAGACAGGCACCCAGAUUAAAGGGAUCAAAUUUUCGCACGUGUUAUACGAAAACUACGUCGCAGCAAGGUGUUUGGUUGAUAUGUGUAAAGAUGACACAGGGCUCUGCAUGAAAAUGUUAACAUCUCACAUCUCAUGCCUGUCCAGCGUCAUGCGGUUACGUCAUUUCCUUAUUUUCUGUUGUUAUUUGAACUCUGAUGUUGGUGAAAUCAUUGUCAAUUAUUUAUCUUCAUUACUUGAGACUUUGAAAACAUCGUUAGAAAACUCAGGUAAAUACGAAUCUCUACAAGAAGCCACAAAGAAUAUUUGUAUUCAGUGUUUUCACGAGUUGCAGACCACACCUGCUACCACACAAUUCCUCGCAACAAUACAAGAUUCUAAAUCUGAUUUUUCGGCCAAUAAAAAACAUGAACAAAUUGAUAGAAUAGAUGGUCGUGUUCUUAAAUUGAGCGACGUUCGAUUUUUAUCUUACAGAACUCAGCAAUCUCUUUUAUAUCUAACCAGUCAAUGUAACCCAAAACUUUCACGAUCUGGUAUGGUCAGGUAUUUGCUGGAUUCUGACUUGUUUUGGAUACGUUGUCUAAAUUUACACGGAGCAAAAGGUCAACAGAUGUUCUUAAUUUCUCAUAUACUACGCAACUUGCCCUUCGUAGAAGAAGUUCAUUUAACUGAAGUAAGAAACGUCACCGAUGCCAACGUUGAUCAGUUAUGUGAAGGUAUCGUCAGAAGUAGCCGUCACUCAAUUCCAGCAAUGCACAUGUUUCGUUUUACUCUCCACGCAGCCUCGCAGUAUCAUCGGUGCCAAAUAACGAGUUACUCAAAUCUUGGUAAAGCCAUUAAGUGCUUGAUCUACCUCGAUAAGUUAGAAUUAACCAUAGCAACAACGAAACUCCUUCUUUCAUUAUUUCAAGAUAAAAACAUUGAUUCAGCGAUUGAUGGGGAUCAAUCCCGUGCUGACCCUGUGGUUCCAAUAAGAAAACUCAACUUAGCAAUGUUUGGUUUGAGUAAAGAUGAUUGCACUGAACUUACAAACAAUUUAGAACGCUGCAUCUUCAUACAAGAUAUUGAUGUUUCGAAUAAUGAGUUGAAAUCUAGAUUCGGGUGGAUGUGCAAAAAGUUUUCUAAUUUUCGUUGUCUUCAGAAAUUGAAUGUGAGUUCAGCUUGUCUUACACCAUCAAGUGUUGUACAGCUUGCGCACGCUCUCUGCCGGCCGGAAAUAGCAAACAGUUUGCUGCAUUUAGACGUCAGUCAUAACAAUGUACAAUGUAAAGAUUCAAUGGGUGAAUUAACAAAUACAAUCAAAGUCUUACCUCGACUUGAAUAUCUAGACCUAAGUAACAAUUAUGUUGGCGACACAUCUGCAUGCUCGUUAGCACAUGGUCUUGGAGUGAAUGGGGCUGUUGAGAUACUGAAGUUGGAUUGGGUUCAAAUCGGCAAUGUUGCAUUCUCAGCACUUCGCUACCACUUGGCCGAUUCCAACUUAAAGGAACUAUCGUUGGAGGGGAAUUACCUAGGCUGCGAAUCGAACGACUGUUUCAUUCAUUAUUGUGAAGCAUCGGCGGAUUGUGUGGGAAAAGAAAUGUUUCCUAACUUAACUUCGUUAAACCUUUCAGGUAUCAGCGCCAACCUUGCCACCAAACCAUCUCAUGGUUCAGCUCUUGCAUUGGGCAGGUUCAUAGAUUCAGCACAUAAUUUGGAAUCUAUAGAUUUACGUCACGUCUUUUUGCAAACAGAACAUCUGAUAGACAUUCUAAACAGGUGUACUCAUCACACAAAGUUUAAGAACUUACGUUCGUUUCAGAAUUAGUCAAUCAUUAUGUGGUUUGACCGAAGAAGAAGCCUCGAAGUGGAAAUGUUUAAAGUUGGUUCCAUGAGACUUCAACAUAUACAACAUGCAAUGGAUAAACCACAACAUUUAUCUUGCUUCUCUCCGUCUUCCACGAGCCGAAGGAUAAUUGUGAUGGCAGCUGACAUUAAUAAGUGGUGGAUGGAAUGAACAAAAGCAUAAUUCCAACUGUUUAGAGAAUAAUAUCCCGCAAUUACAACAUGCUAGGUUUUAUAAGCAUUGGUAUAGUUCUACAUUAAACAUAUUGAUGUUGUUAAAAUCAUACAGCGUCAAUAGUUCGAUCAAUAAAAGUAUAACGUUUUACCUGUUUUGAAAAACACAAAGUAGAAGUAGAGAAACAGCUCCAAGUGCAAACGAUGGUAAAAUUAUCUUCAACCAUUUCUCUUUAUCCGGAUAUAAAGCCUUGGAUCGGUACAUUUCUUGACCCUGUGUUUGAAACGCGAUAAUAAACGAAUGAAUGUAA
Molecule: messenger RNA, 4681 nt
Organism: Ciona intestinalis (vase tunicate)
Lineage: Eukaryota; Metazoa; Chordata; Ascidiacea; Phlebobranchia; Cionidae
Source: RefSeq, a predicted model, not a curated record